Parasteatoda tepidariorum (common house spider) is the source of this 2075-nucleotide messenger RNA. RefSeq names its product lachesin. Lineage: Eukaryota; Metazoa; Arthropoda; Arachnida; Araneae; Theridiidae. The record is from RefSeq and is a predicted model, not a curated record. Gene Ontology annotation, cellular component: neuron projection.
UAUAAUCUCAUUUCUCGCUUCGCGUCUUCGUUUGGAUGGUGUUUUCUGAAGUCGAUAUCCUCUAUCAAUACCAUAUUGCCUAUUGAUAUAAAAUCAUAAACUUAGUCAUAUUAUUGUUAAUUAACGCAACUGAUAGUAGAAAAAACUUUUUCACAUCAUUGCUAUCAUUUUUGAAAUUAGUACACUGCUUUCAAAUUUGAAUCUGAACUUUGUUUAAAAAAAUGUCUGCACAAAUUUAUUUAAAUUAUAAUUUAAAUAACUAAAGAGAAAGUUGGAAGAGGUCUGAUAAUGAACUAUUACAGUCUUGGAUAUAUUUUCGUAUUCUUUUGCCUGUUAGGUCAACAAGUCAGCAAAAGCAAUGCAAGAGGUGGAAUAGGAAGAAGAAGGAAAGCAUUAGCUCCUACACGGCAACAUUUUUAUGUUAAUAAUUGGGGUUUUCUAAGCACAUUAUCUCCAGAACCUGAAUUUAUGGGAGAUAUUCCUCGAAUCAAAGUUAUUGCUGGCAAAGAUGCAAUACUUACAUGUGGUGUGGAAAACUUAGGUGAUUAUAAAGUAACGUGGAGUGUUGUGAACAAGAAAGAUCAACUAUCCAUAGGAACUCAUGUGUUUAUAGAUAAAGACCGAAUCAAAGUAACUACAAUUAAUUCCACAUCAUGGUAUCUACACAUAAAGAAUGUAACACAGCAUGAUGAUGGUUACUACGCUUGCCAAAUAACAACUAAUCCUAUUAAGAGUCAGACAGGAUACCUCGAAGUUGUUGAACCACCAGAAUUUGUUACUGACAUGGCAAAUCGCAACGUAACAGUCAUGGAAAAUUCAAACGUCACAUUGUCUUGCAGAGCUACAGGAAAGCCACCCCCUGUCAUAAAGUGGAAAAGAGAAGACGGUCAGCCUUUCUCAGUUGGGAAUGAAUUAGUACGAGAAUACAUAAGUGAAGAGCUCAAUUUAACCUCAAUUAGUAGAAAUCAUAUGGCAGCUUAUUUGUGUUUGGCGAGCAAUGAAGUUCCUCCUGCUAUAAGUAGAAGAAUAUAUUUAGAUGUAAAAUUCCCACCUCUUAUUUGGAUCCAAAACCAGUUAGUUGGUGUCCGGGAGAACGCUGACGCUCACCUGGAGUGUCACACAGAAGCUCAUCCAACAUCCAUCAAUUCUUGGAUGAAAGACGAGGAACCUGUUGAAACUAAGAGCAGCAGAUAUCAUACCCACAUCACUAGAAAUACUUUUAAAACAGUCAUGAAACUAACUAUUAAAAGUGUUCAACCUGGAGAUUACGGUUACUAUCAUUGUGUAGCAAAAAAUGCAAUUAGUGAAACUAGAGGAUCCAUAAAAGUUAUCCGACUGAACUUGCCGACAUCCUCACCUAGAAAACCUGUCACCGAAGAGAUGCCAGUUUUCCCAACGCGGCGUGUAAUAACAGUUGCUGCUACAACUGAAUAUAGAACAUUAGUCACAGAAAUCGAACGAUGGGACACUGCUAAUGCUCCAGGUACUCAACAAAAGUAUGGACUUGAUGGAGAUUCAAAUGAUGAGAAGAGUGGAGCAAGUUACCUCGAAACUCACAGCAUCAAGUUAUUACUACUUUUGCUCUGUAUUUUAACAAAAUUGCAUGACUAUCCACGGUAACAAAAAUAAUUACAUUGUUAAUAAAUCGCUCUCAGAAGGCUGGUCAGAGCAUUUUGACUUUAUAAUGUUUGACAGCAUUUUCGAAGAAAAUAGACAAAAGAUGAUCAAGAAUGGAUUCAGAAAUAGUUAUUAAGAUGAGUCCUAUUGCUUAAAUGAUUAUUUUGCGUUUUUGCAAAAACAUAGUUAUAAAAUUGUAAAUAAAUCUGUAAAAUAAUUAAACAAUUAUUUAUCUUCUGUAAAUAAGCAUUGUGCCAAACAUAACAAUUUCUCAAGGAAUUGUGUACUUUGUAAUUUACAUUGUGCUGUAAAAAUAAGAUUUAUAACUUUAUUAAUUUCAUUUGAGCCAUGCAGUAUUAUUUUUUAACAAAUGUUUUAGUUCACGCAUACAAUAUUCACCAAAUUUAAUUUCUUUCAAAUAAUUAGUUUGUCUAAUAAAAUUUUUAUUUCUGUGAAAA